Molecule: messenger RNA, 934 nt
Organism: Somion occarium
Lineage: Eukaryota; Fungi; Basidiomycota; Agaricomycetes; Polyporales; Cerrenaceae
Source: the annotation of a GenBank genome assembly
AUGGACAUUAACGACCAAUGGAAUGACAACGGAACUCUUGACUUUGUAUUCUUAUUGGCGUCUGCACAUGGUCAUCAUUGUCGAUCCCGUGUGAUAAUCGGAGCCGGAAUCUAUGACCGUGUAUUCCAGUUCCGCAUGAAACUAGUUGUCCGCCAAGACAUCGUAUUCGAUAACAUCCCGGACGUUAACGUCAAGACAGAGACGCUAACAACCAACCAAGUACAUCAACCUCGUUUCUCCAUGACAAGUCGACAGGAGUUACCUCCGCCUCCCUCCCACAAGCUGCCACUUCCCAAAGUCGUCUCAGGCCUCGACGACGUCGCUCCUUGGGACCCGUCACAGAUCCCGGUAUACGGCUAUGGCUACGUCCUCGACGACAAGUGGCUCAUGAACUUCCACGCCAAUGAAGUUAAGGGUCAAGAUGAUUUAUUACCCGCUGUUAAGGCUCUGUCUGCUAUGAAGUUGAUAUCGAGGCGUCUACGGGCGAUGACUUAUUUCGUUCUCAUCAAGGAGGAGCCCAGGGAAUGGGCUUGCUGUUUUGUUUCUGGUUUGAAUUUCAAAAAGAGGAGGGCGUUGGAUAGAACGCGCAUCGAGAAACUCAAACGCGUUAUCGGCACGGAUGAAGAGCCGAAGUGGUAUCCUGUCCACUGUUCUGACGACUAUUGAGAUACCAGUAUUUGCGGCCUAGACACGUCCUUCAUUCUACGUUCUUAGGUGGACGAUAACCCAUCCAUCGAUCCGACCUUGUACCCCGAUACCCCGUCUUCUCUGGCUGUCCUUUGCAUGCUAAUUUGCUAUUUUGUGUUCUUGAAGGAGUUCGAUGUAUACUUAUAAUGACAGGCUCUAUAUUCACCUGUCAAUGAUUCGCGCGAAUAAAACGUCUAUUCCUGCCGUACUUCUUACCAAGGAUGAUGAAAGAGGCACAACAAGUCUA